Messenger RNA from Plutella xylostella (diamondback moth), 1067 nucleotides. RefSeq names its product ubiquinone biosynthesis protein COQ3, mitochondrial. Gene Ontology annotation, molecular function: polyprenyldihydroxybenzoate methyltransferase activity; 3-demethylubiquinol 3-O-methyltransferase activity. Lineage: Eukaryota; Metazoa; Arthropoda; Insecta; Lepidoptera; Plutellidae. Gene Ontology annotation, cellular component: mitochondrion. Gene Ontology annotation, biological process: ubiquinone biosynthetic process. The record is from RefSeq and is a predicted model, not a curated record.
AAAUGUCCAAAAUAAAAGACUUCAAAAUCAAAACACCUACCUACACUUAAAUAAUAAUAAAAACAUCGUAAUACUUAAUUUAGGAAGCGUUAGCGAUUGUUCUGAUAUAAAAUAAGCUGAAAAUGUUGUCGUCACCUUUUCGCUUCCCUGCAAGUACCAUAAAACAUACGAAGCUUUUAUCGAGUUUACCUCAAGAGCCGAUGCUGCUGAGGGCUCUGGGCGCCCAACAGAAGCACCAGUCGACCGUCGACCCGCAAGAUGUGCAGAAACACACUGACCUGAAGUCCCAGUGGUGGGACACUACUGGCCCUAUGAAAGCUUUACAUUCCUUCAACCAUGUGCGGGUACCAUUCAUUAGAGAUGGGCUGGUCCAGAUACCUGUUAAAGAAAGGACCACAACUCCACUGUGUGGACAAUCAGUACUGGAUGUGGGGUGCGGUGGGGGGAUCCUGUCUGAGGGGUUGGCCCAGCUAGGAGCCAAGGUCACAGGCAUAGAUGCAAGUAAGGAGCUGAUUGAGCUCGCCCGCACCCACAGUGCAGGCAACACCAAGCUGCAGGAGAACCAGCCCACCUACUGCUGCUGUCCCAUUGAGGAGCACGCGCCAGCACACACAGGCUUAUACGACGGGGUGGUGGCAUCAGAAAUAAUCGAACACAUAGACAACGACAAGAAGGAGUUGUUCAUCAAGUCCUGCCUCGACACACUGCGGCCGGGCGGGCGCAUAUUCUUCACCACCCCGGCUAGGUCCAGUCUCUCGAGGGUCACGGUGGUGUAUAUGGCGGAGUACGUUCUGAACAUAGUGCCGCGUGGAACCCACGAUCACAGCAAGUUCAUGACACCGACGGAACUCACGUUUUUGUUGGAGAGAAAUGGAUGUCACGUCGAGAUGGUCUUAGGAUUAUGUUACAAUUUCGUAACAAAUCGCUGGUCCUUCACCAAGAACACAUCACUACAAUUCGCCCUCCAAGCUGUGAAGAAUGCGUAAAUAUGUACAUAGUUUAUUUAUUUAUUUAGUAGUUAGAUUAUAAUGCAAUGUUUAAAGAAAUAAAUAUUUAUAAAAUCUUUA